This is a messenger RNA of Myxocyprinus asiaticus (Chinese sucker), 2944 nucleotides long. RefSeq names its product POU class 2 homeobox 1a (gene pou2f1a). The record is from RefSeq and is a predicted model, not a curated record. Gene Ontology annotation, biological process: regulation of transcription by RNA polymerase II. The transcript is spliced from 14 exons. Gene Ontology annotation, molecular function: RNA polymerase II cis-regulatory region sequence-specific DNA binding; DNA-binding transcription factor activity, RNA polymerase II-specific. Gene Ontology annotation, cellular component: nucleus. Bases 46 to 1920 code for a protein of 624 amino acids. Lineage: Eukaryota; Metazoa; Chordata; Actinopteri; Cypriniformes; Catostomidae.
ACAGCAUCAGUGGGCGGGGUUUCACUCUCACACUAAAUAUUCAAAAUGGCGGACAGAGGAUCAACGACUCAAGAUGAGCGCUCAACUGCAGAUUCAACAAGCUGCCCAACAGAAUUGAGUGAAAGCACAAUGGAGAACGGCACACAUGGAGUUCAAGUAGCUCAAACGAACGGCCUCAACGCCCAGAAACCAAAUGGACAAGCGACAAGUGCAAUCAGUAAUGUGCAAGCGCAAGCGUUGCUCCAACAGUUGAGUUUGACUCCAGCGCAGCUGUUGUUGCAGCAGACGCAGGCGCAGCUCUUGGCCGCAGCCGUGCAGCAGUCUGCAGCUCAACAGAGCAGCACCACAGGAGCGAACAUCUCCGCCUCCGCUGCCACGCCCAUCACGCUGUCGCAGCCCAUUCAGAUCGCUUCUCAGUUGCAGCCGCAGGGUUUGAACCUGCAGCAGUUUGUGUUAGUUCAGCCCGGUCACUCCAUUCAGCCGCAGUUCAUCAUCUCUCCAUCUGCUCAGGGUCAGAGCUGUCUCCUGCAAGCUCCGAAUGUUCUGACUCAACUACCUCAAAGCCAAGCGAACCUUGUGCCCGCUCAAACCAGCAUCACACUAACUACACAGGCAGCAACGCCAACGAGAAAGAUAGCGGCGAUGCCAUCUGCGGCGGCGCCCGCUCCGAAACGCAUCGACACGCCAUGUGUGGAGGAAGCCAGUGACCUUGAAGAGCUCGAACAGUUUGCAAAGAAUUUUAAACAGAGACGCAUUAAACUGGGCUUUACUCAGGGUGACGUGGGUUUGGCGAUGGGAAAACUCUACGGCAACGAUUUCAGUCAGACCACCAUCUCCAGAUUCGAGGCGUUGAACUUGAGCUUUAAGAACAUGUGUAAACUCAAACCAUUACUGGAGAAAUGGCUCAAUGACUCAGAGAACAUGACUUCUGACUGUGUGGUGUCGAGUCCAAGCGAGAUGUCUCCGGGUCUCUGUGAGAGUCUGAACCGCCGCAGGAAGAAGCGGACCAGCAUCGAGACCAACAUCCGUCUGGCGUUAGAGAAGAGCUUCCUGGAGCAGAAUCAAAAACCGUCAUCGGAGGAGAUUACUCUGAUCGCAGAUCAGCUCAAUAUGGAGAAGGAGGUGGUGCGUGUUUGGUUUUGCAACCGCAGACAGAAAGAGAAGAGAAUCAACCCGCCCAGCAGCAGCAGCUUGCCCAGCACACCCAUCAAACCCAUCUACAGCUCCACACCAGCGGUGUCGAGCAGCACAAACACUCUCACAGUGAGUCCAGUAGUUUCUCUGAACGCCAGCAACAUUCCCAACAUCACUUUCAGCGGUGCUGCUCUGGGUCAGGUGACCUCUAACGCAGCGUCGGUCAUCUCCAUGGCGCCUGCUGUGGCCACACCUGCCCCUGCUGUGACAUCACCAUCAUUGAGCCCAUCCGCCACGGCUGUGGCGCUGCCCGCUGCGAAACAGGCUGCCACCCCACAGACUGUUUCCACAACAACGACAGUCACGCCGGGGGCGGGUCAGCUGGUGGUGACGGGCACGGGACUGGGCGGAGCGAAUCUGGCAGCGGUCGCUGGUCUGAAUCCAGCCAUCUUAACACCCUCACCGUUCACUCAAGGUGGAGCGCUGUUCAGUUUGACUCCUGCUCUUGGAAACGCUCUGAGUCCAGCGUUCAUGAAUAACAACACACUGGCCACUAUACAGGCUCUUGCGUCCGGCGCGGCACUGCCGAUAACGUCCAUCGAUGGAAGCACGAGUCUGCUGUUCGCCAACACAAGCGCAACAAACACUGCGCCCAGUCUGAUGACCACGCCCCUUUUCCUCAACCCAUCCAGCCUCUCUCUGCUGUCAGGGGGCGGGGCUUUCAACUUGCAGGUGACCAAUGACGUGCAGGCUAAAAGCGUCGUUGUGGCCUCGAAGGCGCAGUGAGCGUCUAGUGACUCUUUUAAUCUUUAUACUAUUUAAUUCUGUUGCUAUUACCAAAAAUUCGGACCCAUGUAGUUCCUCCCUCGGACUGACUGUGUCCGCAAGACGUCUUCAUUUCUUGCGUUUAUCGCACGAUGUUUCACACUUUAACAGUGCGGAAUGAACUGUAUUUUUGCAUUUCCUGAAAUCUGUUUCUUAAGCUUCUAACGUCUAAAUUAACCAAAAACUUUUUCAUGACAGGAAAUCCUUCAUAAGAGAUUAUUUCACGAAACAGAGUUUAUAUUUCUCUUUCUAUGAUGGUUUCUGUUGUUUUUAUUUGGGGGUUUGUUAAAUGGGCUGAUUGUAGAUGAUUUCAAAUUUAUAACCAAAAGCAUUUCAGUUCUUUUAUGUUGUGUACUUUAAGAAAAGUUAAUGCAGUUACUGAAAUAGAAAUUCUAUCAGAUGUAUGGGGAGGUUUUUUACACUAGUAUUCUAACUUUAUACAUACGGUUAGAAGGCUUUAAAUCUAGUAAUAUUAAAUCACAGUGAGUUUCUCCUGUGAAAAGAUGCAAAUGAUCUUUUGAUCUGUCACUGAUUCUGUUUGUAGUUUCAUAUCAAUCAUCGACGGUUGACGUUCACAUCACAUCAUACAUGUUCAUUAAAUCUGUGUGGAUUUGACGCUUGUGCUGUGAUAUAAAAUACUGGAUGAUGAAUGUGUUUAUUUUCACUUUCCUUGUGAUUUUAUUCAUUAACACGUUUAGUAACCUGAGUGUGAUCUACUAAAUUUGAUGACAAAUGUAACAUUGUGUCCUGAAAACACACAGUGCAAUAAGACAACAUGUUAAUUACAAUUUUGCUCUUAAACAUCUUAUAUAUUGCCCUCUGUAGCCCCACCCACUGUGAAAUCUCACUGGUCCAAAAACGUCAUCUGUCUUCUGAUUGGUUGUAAUUUUGUUGCGUCACACAGUGUAAACACACAAACUUGUGCUGGUGUAACUGUGUCUCUGUUUUAUGAAGAAGGUCAAAAAUAAAAUGCAAACUAAAACCA